This is a messenger RNA of Triticum turgidum subsp. durum (durum wheat), 1062 nucleotides long. The record is from the annotation of a GenBank genome assembly. Lineage: Eukaryota; Viridiplantae; Streptophyta; Magnoliopsida; Poales; Poaceae.
AUGAUGUUGAGGUGCUUGCUACUCCUGGCUAUCUUCUUUUUGACAGGACCAACAACACAUGGUGGCGAGUCACGGCCAGUGGUGCCAGCAGUCUUUCUGUUUGGUGACUCGCUGGUCGAUGUGGGCAACAAUGACUACUUCCUCACGGUCGCCAAAGCCAACUUCCCUCCCUACGGCAGGGACUUCAAAAACCAAGUUGCCACAGGGAGGUUUGGAAAUGGAAAACUGCUUAGCGAUAUCAUAGCUGAAAAGGUGGGGUUUACUGGCUCUCCCCCGCCAUAUCUCGGCAUGCGUGCAUCACGGCAGAACCUAAUGACCGGGGCCAACUUCGCAUCAGCUGGAUCGGGCUAUUAUGAUCCCACGGCACUUGAGUUUAAAGUCAUCCCGCUAUCCCAACAAUUGGAAUAUUUCAAAGAGUACAAAUCUAAGCUAACAGUGGUUGCCGGUAACAGUCAGUCUCAUGCAAUCAUCUCUGGAGCACUCUACAUUAUCAGUGCUGGUUCAAAUGAUUUUGGCCCGAACUACUACAUCAAUCCCUUACUCUUCAAGACAUUGACCGUUGACCAAUUUGCUGAUUUGAUAGUCAGCAUCUUCAGCAACACCGUCACGCAACUUCAUGGCAUGGGGGCAAGGCGCAUCGGUGUAUUUUCCUUGCCACCAUUAGGUUGUUUUCCACUCGCGAUCACGGUGUUCGGCCAUGGGAGGGGCGGGUGUGUCUCCAGGCUCAAUCGCGGCUCUCAGAUAUACAACAAAAAGUUAAACAUCGCUGUCAAUACACUGUCAAGGCAAUACCAUGACCUCAAGAUUGCUGUUCUUGACAUCUACACGCCUCUAUAUAAUAUUGCAAACUCUCCUAGAUCACAAGGGUUUAUCGAGGCAAGGCGGUCAUGCUGCGCAACUGGUACAAUAGAAACCUCAGUGUUUCUAUGCAAUCCCUUGUCAAUUGGGACUUGUCCGAACGCGACAUCAUACGUAUACUGGGACGUCGCCCACCCGUCAGAGAAGACAAACCAACUGAUAGUAGACUCAUUUCUCGUUGAGCUCGGCAGCCUGGCUGCUUAA